Pseudovirgaria hyperparasitica is the source of this 627-nucleotide messenger RNA. RefSeq lists its product as uncharacterized. The coding region runs from base 41 to 376 and encodes 111 amino acids. The transcript has a single exon. The record is from RefSeq and is a predicted model, not a curated record. Lineage: Eukaryota; Fungi; Ascomycota; Dothideomycetes; Acrospermales; Acrospermaceae.
GUUCGUGUAGUUGUUCCCUAGGCCUAAAAUAGGGCGUCCAAUGUGCGCUGCGCAUUGUGGCGCGUGGGUACCUGUUUUUAUCUCAUCAACCUUAUGGUCUCAAGGCUUCUUUCGAUUAAUGACUGUGAAUGCUAGUUUGUACCGUGAGUUCAACGCCCUGCCCUCACCAUCGCUAAGUCUACGCCCAGUCCCGACUCCCAAUUCCGUUUCCACUUCCCUUGCCCGGUUCCCGAAGGCCCUCGGGUAUGUACAUAUGUACCCCAGAUUGAAUGGCGUGCAGAGUCAGACUCGUCCACGAGUCUCUCGAAGAGGAAUGGCACAGUGCUGGAUGCGGAAAGUGCAUCCUCAUAGCGUGAUAGGACUACCCCGCCAGUGAUCUCCUAUCAUCUCCGCCUCAUGUCAUCAAUCCUUUGAAAACAUCUAGAACCUCGUGUUUCCAUGCAUCCUGAAGCCAUUAUUGGCGUUUGUCAUCAUUCACCAUCAAUCGCGUGGAAGUUCGCAUAUAAGCGCUGCGCCAUUAUGCUGUUGUCUGCGCACCUGCAAGAGACCGCUUUCUGGAGGUGACGUCAAGUAUUGCCAGAUUGCACUAUUGCUGAAUUAUUCCUCGUCACGGGCUCUGUAUCUUGG